Cyprinodon variegatus (sheepshead minnow) is the source of this 1709-nucleotide messenger RNA. It is a transcript of the gene tma16, whose product is annotated as translation machinery associated 16 homolog. The record is from RefSeq and is a predicted model, not a curated record. NCBI's taxonomy places the organism in Eukaryota, Metazoa, Chordata, Actinopteri, Cyprinodontiformes, Cyprinodontidae. The coding region runs from base 72 to 674 and encodes 200 amino acids. Gene Ontology annotation, cellular component: nucleus. The transcript has 7 exons.
AACGAAGGACAACUUCCGGUUCCGGUGCUUUUUGUCAAUACAAGCUCCACACGUGAAUUUUGGUGAACAAAAUGCCGAAGUCUCAAAGAGGCAAAGGAGCAGACAAAGUUGUUCAUCCGUACAGCAGAAAAGCUGCUUAUCUGAACCGGGAAGAGGUCAGACUGAAGAGAAAGGAGAGGAUGAAGAAUGAAAAAGCAACACGUCUGAGCCACAUAGGUGAGAAACUGACGUGGUUUCAGAGUCAGUUGGAUCCGAACAAGACGUGUUACACUAAGAAAGAUGCUUGUGAGAUUAUUGAAAGUUACCUCCACAGAUUUGAUUCAGAACUUGAGCAGAUCGAGCUGGUGAAUGGGAUCAAGGGUCGACAGGGUCGUCUCCAUGGUGCCAGAGAAGCGAUAAUCAAGCAGACUGUAGAGCGAGAGCGAGCGCUGUUUGAUGGUGUUGGUAUAGAAAUUCCAGACAUCAUCAACACAAAGCAACUGAAAAUGUUCAGAGAAUGGACCGGAGAUCUGAGGAAACUUCCAAAUAUUAAAAUGCGUAAAAUAUCAAAUAAAGCUUUGGACACAAAGACAGAAGAAAAAGAGGAGUCGGAGCAUGAGGGUGAUGAAGAAAAUGAACAUGAUCAUUUGGACGAUGAGCUCAAUGACCCGGAGGAGAUGUCAGAGUCUCACUAACACUCACCUCAUUCAGUCUGUGGCUGCAUCACAGCUUCUGUAGAACUUCUACGCCAUGUGUGGAGAGGCUGCUGUUUCACAAGUGUCCAGCAGACAGUGCUAGAUAUAAAAUUAAACCAUACCAACCUUGUAUGUCUCAUAUUUUAACAACUUAAAAAAAGCUUUUUUCUCAGCGGUUCUACAUUCAUUGUUUAUUGCACAGACAACAAAGUUUUCCUUAUUAGCCAUAGAUUUUCCAAUCAGAGCUAUGAAAUAACUUACAUACGCUGUGGAUUUAAGACAAAGGACAAUCUAUAACUGAACUGUGACACUGGAAACCACAACUGUAGAAAAUUGAACACAAGUCAGCAAUAUUCCCUUUUUAAGGUUUAAAUAAACAUCUCUGCACUCUAAAAUAAAAUGGAAACAAAACAAAAAUUGUAAAAUAUCUAUUCUAACAUUUAAAUUACUGACCUGCAGAGAGCAAAAAAAACUCCACAAACAAUAACAAAAGCUGCCCUAAUACAUUUCAAAGGUCACAGGUUUAGAUUCAGACUGGAAUAAAGAUGGAAUAGCUAUAACGACUAGUCUUUGGUAUCAGAAGACCUGAUUGUCCAGCAGUGUUUUAAGGCCUCAGCAUGCUUCAGUUCAGAGCCUUUACAGCAUCUGAUUUUAAGGUUUUACAAAUCUCCUGAUUUGACUUUUCAGACAAGUUGACAUUUAUUGUACCACAUGUUUAAAGUCAAUGGAAAAUACUGGAAAAAGGUAAAUAGCAAUAUGAGCAAAGCACGGUUAUGCAAAUGAAAAUAUAUAGUUCAGCGUUUUUUUAAGAGUUUUUUGUUUAUUUAAUCACAUUAUACCCCUAACUUUCUAUUAGUUUAUGUCACCGCAAUAAAGCUGAAAAAAAAAUUACGAUUUGCUGCCUUUUGUCGAAUUUUGCAUUUGUAUUCAGUCCCUCUGCCAAAGCUUUGAUGAACAUCUAAUUCCAGUAGCAGGUCUUUUGGAGCUUGUCUCUUUAACUUGACGUAUCAAAAGACUAAAAUCAUUGUUUUAUUG